AUGACAAUCUGGGGCAUUGAGCCAAACAUGGUGACUUACAACAGCUUGAUCCAUGGCUUUUGCAUGACCAACGGGGUAGACUCCACACUUUUGUUGAUGGAAGAGAUGACAGCAACAGGGUGCCUUCCAGAUAUCAACACCUACAACACACUUAUUGACGGCCUUUGCAAGACAGGAAGGGUGCCAGAAGUGAACAGGCUGUUUGGAGAAAUGAAAGCCAAGUUUUGCAACCCAGAUGUUAUCACGUACAGCUGCUUGAUUGGUGGGUUUUGUAAGCUGGAUAGGAUCAACAUGGCUUGCACGUUGUUUGAUGACAUGCUCAAGCAGGCAGCCCUCCCCGACGUCGUCACAUUCCCGACACUAGUGGAAGGAUACUGUAAUGCUGGACUGGUGGAUGAUGCCGAAAGGCUUCUGGAAGAGAUCGUUGCCAGUGACUGCUCUCCGGACGUGUAUACGUACACAAGCCUGGUCGACGGCUUCUGCAAAGUCAAAAGAAUGGUGGAGGCGCACAGAGUUCUCAAGCGAAUGGCCAAAGGGGAAUGCCAGCCCAACGUGGUGAUUUACACCGCUCUCAUUGACGCGUUCUGCAGCGCUGGGAAGCCGACGGUGGCUUACAAGCUGCUGGAGGAGAUGGUUGGCAACGGCGUCCAGCCGAACGCUAUCACGUACAGGAGCUUGAUCGGUGGCUUCUGUGGGACUGGGGACCUGGAAGAGGCUCACAAGAUGCUCGAGAGACUGGAGCGCAACGAGAACUGCAAGGCGGAUAUGUUCGCGUACCGGGUGAUGAUGGACGGGCUGUGUAGAACCGGGAGAAUGAGCGCAGCUCUGGAGCUUCUCGAGGCCAUCAAGCAGAGUGGCACGCCUCCUCGCCACGAUAUCUACGUGGCAUUGAUCAGGGGGGAGAUGACGCUCUCGAGGAAAGGCAGGCCAAAUGCCAAGGUUUAUGAGGCGGUGAUCCAGGAGCUAGCGAGAGAAGGGAGACACGAAAAGGCAAAUGCACUCUCAGACGAAUUACUUGGUAACAAAGCCAGUAAAACAAGAUUUGUAAUCACAAAUCCACAUUGUGUGAACACUAUCUGGGAUGUUUCCUAA
Messenger RNA from Selaginella moellendorffii, 1092 nucleotides. Its product is annotated as pentatricopeptide repeat-containing protein At1g62930, chloroplastic. The record is from RefSeq and is a predicted model, not a curated record. NCBI's taxonomy places the organism in Eukaryota, Viridiplantae, Streptophyta, Lycopodiopsida, Selaginellales, Selaginellaceae. Bases 1 to 1092 code for a protein of 363 amino acids. The transcript has a single exon. Gene Ontology annotation, molecular function: protein binding.